Saccostrea cuccullata (small rock oyster) is the source of this 2062-nucleotide messenger RNA. RefSeq lists its product as uncharacterized. Lineage: Eukaryota; Metazoa; Mollusca; Bivalvia; Ostreida; Ostreidae. The transcript has 7 exons. Bases 309 to 1046 code for a protein of 245 amino acids. The record is from RefSeq and is a predicted model, not a curated record.
CGAUAUGUCACGAUGCUGCAUUGUCAGAUACAGUAUUUAUACAUGCAUGCUAAAAAGUUAAAUCUCGUAGUAAUCAAUAUAGCAGAAGAAUAAUGAAGAGUACAUACUACAAAAACUGUGCAAUUUGUAGCAAGAUUAAUUUUUGUUUAACAGCUGUUUUUAUUACAUUUUAUUUCGUAUUAUUACUACCAAAUACUGCUACCGUUUGUUAAUGUUAUGCACAUGGUUAUCUUGUACUUGCAAGUAAAUGUAACAUUUAAAAAAAAAAAUAAUGAAAAAAUAAGUCAUUUAGGCUAUUUGAUAAUAACAUGCUAAAUGAACAUGUUUUGCUUUUUAAUUCUCCUUCACUCAGUCUUUGUAUAAUGUAUAUUUUUAGACGAGCUGAUCGCCAACCAGGAGAUCAGAAUGAUAGCAUCUGCUCCUGCCACUCUAAGGAUGGUAAGAAGGAGGGGGACCCUGCAUAUUUUGCAUGGAAUGAAGUAAAGGCCAUGGAUUUCUCUGAUCCUGAAUGUACAAAAAGGAGGAAAAAACUCAAAAGUGAGGAGUCCCUGUCAUCUUCACAGAUGGACCAGUUGCAGAUUCCACAAGCACCAAAAUGUCAAUAUCAAGAAAAAUUGAUAUCAGAGCACAACUACUCAGCAUCCUGCACAUUUAACUGUACUCAAGAAAUGCAGCGCCUCUCAACAGAAAUACAACUGGAAAAGGAAUUGCUUGCCCUAAAAAUAGAGUCUAGUAAAAGGAAGCCAAUAUCAAUCCACGAUAUUAAAUACAACGAAGAGAAGGUCUCUGAUCAGCAGGGGCAUUUUCUCUAUAUAAGAAGAAAAUGGAGACUCCCUACCCACCCGAUGUAUUUUGUCGGACAGUUUUCUGUACAUUGCAGUCACCAAUAUAUCCAAAUAUCAUCACCGGCCCAGACGUCAUUCACUCCUUUGAAUUGUGCUGGUAGCAGUAAGGUGUCAUCAUUUGAGAUGGUCACAGUAUCCAAUACACUGAAGUCACAGGACUCAAAUUUCAUACAUGUUCACAGAUGCUGUCUGAUGGCGUAGUGUAGAAUGUAGCGUAGAAUGUUUUCCAAGUCAGCUUAAAUGCAAAGGGUCUCUGCCAAAAUCUUUUGAGGAUUUUUCCUCUGCUAGAGCAUCCAUGGAUGCAAUUGAAACAACCCAGGACAUCCCAACACAUAUGGAUAAUCAGGCCAUGGCCUACAGUAUGUACAAAAGUUGCCAUACUUUUAAAGCAGUAACUUGCGUGCCUCCAAAUGGUGCACUUACAUUUUGCUCCAUGCUGUACCCAGGUUCUACUUCUGAUGUAGCUAUUGUACGUCACAGCCAAGUUUUACGAAAGUUCAAAGCUGGAGACCUUAUUUUGGUGGUCAAAGGUUUCACCAUUCAUGACCAGUUGCCCCAGGGUGUCUGCUUAAUUAUAAAAGCUCUUUUAUCGACACGAGGCCAGUUUACCAUACAAGAAGCAGCACUGUGUUACAAGAUUGCUAAAGCACUUAUUCAUGUGGAAAGAGCCAACGAGAGGAUAAAGAAUUACGAGAUUCUCCGUUACAUACCAUCUACUUACAGACCAAUCUCAACAAAAAUAUUUCAACUCUGUUCUUGUCUUGUAAACUUGCAAGCUCCACUUUUGAAAGAAAUUUUAAAGAUACAUGUACUUAUUAUAAAUUUGCAUUGGCGUGUGACAGUAUACACUAAACAGUGAAGAUAUUCAUACCAAAGUGCAAGGGAUAAGCAAAUUUUGAUUUGUUAUCAAUGUCAAUGGUUAUAUUUGUUAAUUUUGUAGUAUGUUGUAAUACAUGUACUUCAGAAAAUGAAAAUCCCUUUUGUUAGCAUGGAUUUAUUACAAGAAUGUUUGGCAAUUCCAUUCUUCAUUUGACAAUAUAAUUUGGAAGAGGGUUUACUUAUAAUUUUAAAUCUCUAGUUUAAAGUAUAUUUACCUUUAAAGCACAACUCAACAAAUUCAUGUUUUCAACAAUUUAUCUAUUAAGAAAGACAAAAAUGUUACAUUUUCACUUUGAGAAUAACAUCUUCAAUUCAUUAAUAAAAUGAUUCUAAAUUUU